Messenger RNA from Tachyglossus aculeatus (Australian echidna), 2665 nucleotides. It is a transcript of the gene TMEM38B, whose product is annotated as transmembrane protein 38B. Bases 325 to 1026 code for a protein of 233 amino acids. Gene Ontology annotation, molecular function: potassium channel activity; identical protein binding. Gene Ontology annotation, cellular component: membrane. The transcript is spliced from 7 exons. Gene Ontology annotation, biological process: potassium ion transmembrane transport. Lineage: Eukaryota; Metazoa; Chordata; Mammalia; Monotremata; Tachyglossidae. The record is from RefSeq and is a predicted model, not a curated record.
CUUCUCUCGCGUCCCCAUGUUCCCCUUUUUCGACAUGGCCCAUUAUCUGAUGUGUGUGAUGUCGCUGAAGAAACAGCCCGAGAGAGAGAGAGCCCUUCUUCAGAUGCAAAGAUGACUCCACUGACAGAAUUUUAUCAGUGUGGACAAGACCUAUACAGGAAGUCCUCAACGUGUGACUGGUGAGUCGCCCCGAGCGACACUUCCAACAUCCCUGAAUUUACCCUGAUUCAGGUGAAUGGCACUGGGCCUGAGUUGACGAAGCCAGGCUCAUAAGGAAUAGUGGAAGUGUCACAGAAGAGUCCUGUGGCAUGCUGGCUUAGUGCUAUGCUUCACUGCUUCGGUGGAGGAAUUUUAUCUUCUCUGCUGCUUGCAGAACCUCCAGUAGAAUUCCUUGUGAACCACACUAACAUCUACCUGGCAUCUUCAAUCUGGUAUCUUAUAUUUUAUUGCCCACAUGACCUAUUCUACCAGUGCUUUUCUUUCCCGCCUCUACAAAUAUUGGCUGCAGGGAUGAAGGAAGUGACAAGAACAUGGAAAAUACUAGGUGGAAUUGCGCAUGCUAAUAGUCACUACAAAAAUGAUUGGUUGAUCAUGAUAGCAAUCGGAUGGGCCCGAGGUGCUGGUGGGGGCCUAAUCUCAAAUUUUGAGCAGUUGCUAAGAGGAGUCUGGAGACCUGAAUCAAAUGAGUUUCUGCAGAUGUCCUAUCCUGUCAAAGUAACUCUGUUGGGGGCAGUUCUCUUCACAUUACAACAUACCAAGUACCUGCCAAUAGAAAAACAUAAUCUUAUGUUUUUCUAUACCAGCUUUCUGGUAUUUACAAAGGUAACCAUGAUGCUUGUGGGCUGUGCUGACUCUCCCAUUGCUUGUUUGGAGACUCUACUGAGUCGAGUGUUGUUCAGCAUCCAGCAGGCUUCACCCGAAGUAAAAGAUGCUGUUGGAUCACGCCCGUGUGAUUCCACCUCUUGCCCAACAAAUGCUCCUUGUGAAGGUGCGGUUUGCAAGAAGUCAACUAAGAAGAUGGAGUAAAAUUCUCCUGAGUUAGUUCCAUACGGCCAAAGUUAUUUUUUUUCUUGUGCACCUAUAAAAUUGGUGUAAUAGUUACUGUGAUCACUUAAGUAGCUUUAUUUUUUAUGAAACUAGUAGUUUUAAAGUGUUAGAGGAAAUAAGCCUAGAAGGAACUCAUAAAACAAUGAAAUUCAGUUACUUUUAAUUUCUUUGUGUUUCAUAUAUCUUUCUACUUGAAUAUUUUGACUCGACUUGCACUGUUCUUUACCUGCUGUAAUUUCAAGGUACAGGAGGCACUUGACACUAUUUGCCAAGUUCUAGUAAGCAAUACAUGUUGUGCAACUUUAUGCUAAAACAUUUGUAUAAAAACCUGAUUACCAGUUUAUAUAUUAGGGUAUACUAUGUGUUUUUUUUACUAACAUUGUAUUAGUACAAUGUGUUUUUGAAAUCCAUUUAGUUUUUGUGGGAACUGUAUAUAAUAUUGAAAUCCCAACUCAAAACUGCCUGCCUUCCUCCAUGUUGUUUUACAAAUGAAUAUAUUUUUUAAAACCCAAGAUGGGGUUUUCCUUUUUUGGCUCAAUUAUUAAUCAUAUGUUUUCCAUCCCCAAUUUUUUAUUUUCUUUCCCCCACAAAGUACAUUUGUAACAGCUGUAGGAGAGAUUACUGACUUUUCCCAGUACUGUGCAUUAUUGGUUCAUCACACUGGACUGAAAUUAGCUUCUCACUUUGGGAGAGAGGGUAAGGGUGCAUCAUUUAGGGGGGUAAAAAAAAAUCCCUUUUAUAGGUUUUUUUUGCAAUUUGAAGAAUUGAGCAUUUUCUCAAACCAUCUUUUGCCUUCAUUUCCAUCUUUGAAACCUAUUUGCAUGUAUCUAAUUUUGUUUUAAGUGAACACACUGUACAAGCAAACAUAUAUUUAAAUUAAGCCAAUUAUCUCUAUGGCAAAACUCAACCUGCCCGCUCUAAUGUGAACUGCACCUUAAGUAACUGUUGGUCGUUGGCCCGUGUUCAAAUAAUCAAACCAAACAAUAAAAACAUGAAUUUAUAUUUGGACAUGGAAUAAGAGUGGUGGUUUUUUUUUUUUUUUUGGCCAAACAGUUAAUGACACAAAGGCAAAGUAAAAUAACUUGUCUUGUUCUAAGUUGUACUUUUGAGGUACGAUAAUGAGCUCCCUUGCAUGAUAUACCAGGGAGCUGGAACCUGCCAUCACCAAAGAAUUAAGUACCCAGGUAUCUUGGGAUGGUUCAGAAUUACUUAUUUCCCCAUCCAAGUAGCUAGUUAACAGGUAUCCAAAACCCUAAUUAACUGAUAUAGACAUCAGCAGAUUCUAUUCUUCAAACAUUUUUUUGUACCUGUUAAUUGGUAAAUUUAUUUUCAAAAUUCUGAUGAACAAGGCUUUGUAUAUUUUAGACUUGACUAUUAAAAUUACACUUGAUGUUCUUAUGAUUAAUUUCAAAUAUUUCCUUCCCAGAAAACACUGAACUGUGAACUACCGAGCCAAGUAAUCCAAUUGUUGUCUAACAAAUUAACAUGUGACACAGUAUAAAUAAUUUGUUAUUUAUAGAUUAUUAUAGUUGAAGCAGUGUGCUGUUUUACCUUUGUACUACAUGUGGACUUAUUAAAUAACACUGGUUGAAACAUAACAUUUAUUAAAUAUCAAAAA